AUGCCACCCCCUACUGCACUCUUUCCCACCCUCACAGUCUCCCUAUCCUCUCCCGAUGAUAUCCUCCUUGAACCUACCAGUCCUCCGCUCAUUCUGCCGAUACUCGACAAGCGACAGACAUACGUCACAGUCUCAGUGGUGAAUAAUACCACUAAUGAUUCGACCACAUCAGAGAAAUCAUCAGGUUUCCCAGUUGCCAUUGCCAUCCCUGCGUUGAUUGGUGGUAUGGCCUUGGCAUUGGCAGGGUUCGGUAUUUGGUGGUGGUGGACUAGGAAGGUCAAGAGGGAACGAAGGGAAGCUUGGGAAGCCCGUCAACGAAGAAAGAGGAAGAGGGCCGAACAAUCUGCUCGACCAUCCGUAUCUUCAGCUACUCGAACUCCUCCCUCUGGUGGACAAAAAUCACCAAUCAAUGAAAAAGGUUUCGUACCUCCUUUACCUACUUUACCUAAACAUGCUGCAACCCAAGAUCCAUACAAGGAACGCGGAUAUGGAUAUUCAGGACAACAUCAGCAAGUACCACCACCAUCAUCUCAGGUGGGAGGUGCGUUUGGAUAUGCUACUCAACCUGGAUUAGAACCUCAACAAGCCUCAUAUGGAUAUGACCAGUACGGACAACCCAUUAUCCAACAACAACAACAGCAGCCACAGCAGUAUGGACAUUCCCGAGUGGGAUCCAACGAUUCUACCAAUCCUUCUAACCCAUUCUCCAAUUCUAACUCUGCCGUUCCGGACUUACCACCUACUUCACCUACUAAAGAAGAACCACAACCUUCUGGUAAAACCGAAAAAUCAUCGAAAAGAGCACAGGCCAGGAUGAACAUUGCUGAUUCUGCUGCCGCCAAUGCAUCGGUUGAUCCUGCCUAUAGACAUCAACCUAAGAAACCUUCUCCACUGGCUUUGGCGGCUGCCGAGCGUAAAGCCGCUGAAGCAAGGAUGGAGAUGGAAUAUCUUGCUCCGCCUGGUGCCGAACAAACACUACCAGCUUAUGAUAGUGGGAAUGCCCCGGGUGCCAAUCGAGCCACGUCGGGUGAAUGGGGUGUAGCGUUAGGUUCGCCAAAUAACGAUGGUCAAUUCGAUUUCAACCGCCAACAGCAACAGGGACAAUACGAUGAUAAUGUUGGUACACACGAAGAUCCAUAUUUACAAGCUCAAAGAGCUAAAAGUGGGAUGUACACUGAAGAUCCAUAUGCUUCGUACCAUGGUGAUAUUGGUGAUGAUGAUGAUGUUUACCAUAAAGCUGCGGAGGGUAUGGGUCUAGGUGCUGGAAAUGUUACUACAAGUAGUACUCCAAAGAAAUCCAGAUGGGUAUAG
This is a messenger RNA of Kwoniella botswanensis, 1311 nucleotides long. RefSeq lists its product as uncharacterized. Lineage: Eukaryota; Fungi; Basidiomycota; Tremellomycetes; Tremellales; Cryptococcaceae. The coding region runs from base 1 to 1311 and encodes 436 amino acids. The transcript is spliced from 2 exons. The record is from RefSeq and is a predicted model, not a curated record.